AUGGGGAGGAUGCUGCUUUGGGCUGGUCUGGCUGUGCUGCUUCAGCUGCAGCUUGGUACAGCCACGAAGCUUGUGUGUUACUUUACCAAUUGGUCCCAGUACCGCCCAGAUCCUGCCAAAUACAUGCCAGAGAAUGUGGACCCGUGCCUGUGCACACAUCUCAUCUACGCCUUUGCGACUAUGGCCAAUAACAAGAUUGCACCCUACGAAUGGAAUGACGAUGUCCUCUACCCCCGGUUCCAGGCCCUCAAGCAGCAUAAUGCAAACCUGGUUACCCUCCUGGCGAUUGGCGGAUGGAACUUUGGCACCCAGAAGUUCACCACUAUGGUGGCCACAGCUGGCAAUCGUAAGAUUUUCAUUGACUCAGUGAUUGAGUAUCUCCGACUGUACGGGUUUGAUGGCAUUGACCUUGACUUUGAGUACCCAGGAUCCCGAGGCAGUCCACCUGAGGAUAAACAACGUUUUACCAUUCUGAUCGAGGAAAUGUUAGCAGCUUUUGAAGCUGAAGCCCAAGCCACAAGACGCCCACGUCUGCUGAUCUCGGCAGCUGUAUCUGCAGGCAAAAGCACGAUUGAUGCCGGUUAUGAAAUCGCCAAGAUUGGAGCGCUUCUGGACUUCAUCAGUGUGAUGACCUAUGACUUUCAUGGAGGUUGGGACACUGUCACAGGACACAACAGCCCACUGUACCAGGGUUCUGCUGACCAUGGGGAGUUUAUCUACUUCAACACUGAAUUUGCCAUGAAAUAUUGGAGAGACAAUGGGGUUCCUGCUGAGAAGCUCAUCAUGGGGUUCCCCACUUAUGGACGGACCAUGCGCCUCACUUCUUCAGAUGUGUCUGUGGGAGCGCCCAUCUCAGGACCAGGGUCCAUUGGACCAUACACUCGGGAGGCUGGCUUCUGGGCCUACUAUGAGAUCUGCACAUUCUUACGUGAGGCCACCACCUCAUGGAUUGAAGACCAGAAGGUUCCCUAUGCCUACAAAGGAAAUGAGUGGGUUGGGUUUGACAAUACUGAAAGCUAUGAGCACAAGGUGGCAUUUCUGAAGGCUAAUGGGUUUGGUGGUGCCAUGGUUUGGGCUCUUGACUUAGAUGACUUCCUGGGCAAUUUCUGCAGUGAGGGUUCAUAUCCUCUCCUCUCUAAACUCAAGUCUCUGCUGGGGCUGCAGACACCAGGCUGCAUCACUCCAGAGCCUCCCAAGCCCACACCUCCCAGUACAUUCUGUGAAGGUAAAGCUGAUGGCAUCUACGCCAACCCCGAUGACCCAUCCAGGUUUUUUGAGUGUGCUAAUGGUAACACUGUGGCAAAAAGAUGUCCAGAGAGCCUCGUGUUUGAUGAAAGUUGCAAGUGUUGUAACUGGCCUUAA
Messenger RNA from Orycteropus afer afer, 1362 nucleotides. Its product is annotated as acidic mammalian chitinase-like. The coding region runs from base 1 to 1362 and encodes 453 amino acids. The transcript is spliced from 11 exons. Gene Ontology annotation, molecular function: chitinase activity; chitin binding. Lineage: Eukaryota; Metazoa; Chordata; Mammalia; Tubulidentata; Orycteropodidae. Gene Ontology annotation, biological process: carbohydrate metabolic process; chitin catabolic process. Gene Ontology annotation, cellular component: extracellular region. The record is from RefSeq and is a predicted model, not a curated record.